CUGGCUUGACAGCUGUCACUGUACGCCGAGGUCAAGGGGAGAGAAGCAUGGCUGCGUUGUUUAGAGGGUCGCGACAUUUAUUGUUAAGGUGGAACAAGCAUGUCGACCUUGCUUUCGUGUCAGCGCGAUCGAUGGCCUCAAAAACACCAGUGGGGUUUGUUGGUUUGGGAAACAUGGGCACUCCCAUGGCCAAAAACUUGUUAAGAAAUGGUUAUCCUGUCAUUGCCACUGAUGUCUUCCCUGAGUCUUGCAAGGAGCUGCAUGACAUCGGUGCACAGGUAGUAGACUCCCCAGCAGAGGUGGCAGAGAAAGCAGACCGCAUCCUCACAAUGCUGCCCUCCAGUCCAAAUGUCAUAGAAGUCUACACUGGCCCAAAUGGCAUCCUUAAGAAGGUGAAGAAAGGAACGCUGCUGAUUGACUCCUCCACCAUCGACCCUGCUGUCUCAAGAGAGAUGGCAGCCGCCGCGGAGAAGAUGGGUGCCGUGUUCAUGGAUGCUCCAGUGUCAGGAGGGGUCGGGGCUGCCAGCAUGGCCAAACUGACGUUCAUGGUGGGUGGAUUGGAGGAGGAAUACAACGCUGCGCGGGAGCUGUUCACUUGUAUGGGAGCCAAUGUUGUCUACUGUGGACAGGUUGGCAGUGGCCAGGCAGCUAAGAUCUGCAACAACAUGCUCCUGGCCAUUGGGAUGAUUGGGACCGCAGAGACCAUGAACCUUGGCAUUAGACUGGGUUUGGACCCCAAGCUGCUGGCGAAGAUCCUCAACAUGUCCUCAGGUCGUUGCUGGUCCAGCGACACAUAUAAUCCAGUCCCCGGCGUCAUGGAGGGAGUCCCCUCUGCUAACAACUACCAAGGCGGCUUUGGAACUACACUAAUGGCCAAGGAUCUUGGUUUGGCUCAAAACACUGCGACCAACACUAAGACACCCAUCCCUCUGGGUUCCCUCGCCCACCAGAUCUUCCGAGUCAUGUGCUCCCGCGGCUACGCUAACAAGGACUUCUCAUCCGUCUUCCAAUUCCUACGUGAGGAGGAAGGACAGUGAAUGGAGGGGGAAGCACAGUUGACUGUGAUGUUACCAUACAUAAACACACACACGCACACACACACACACACUACAAUGACAAUUACACACCGACACCCCAGUGCCCCUUAUCCCACUAUGCUCAGGAGAGACUAAGGCCUUGCCCUCAGGCUCAGAUCGGCGGUCCAAUUAACAUACUGUAUGUCGGCACAUGCCCCGUUGUUGCAUUAGGCUGAAUCAUAUUUUCAAUUCACAUCUCUCUCUCUGCAUGGGGGAAAUGCUAAAACUGACCUUAGAUCAGUAUCUAGAGACAAAGCAACUCUCUUCCCAGUCUGGGCUGAGAGGCCACAGUGGAAAAUGAGAGGUAGGAUGAGGCACUGCUGGUGUUUAUGUACCAAUGCAAAUAAUACAUGGUUUUUGAGGAAGAUUGAUAAGUAAUAACUGCAUGAUUGUUAAAAGUUUAAGUACGCUUUUAUCGGGUUUGUGGUUGUUGCCUGCUGUUACCCAUAUGACUCGGACCUGUCCCUGUUAAAUGACACAGGACAGAAAAGAAAACGCAAGCUACCAUAGGGAUUGAUAUAGUGAUGGAAAUUUCAUUGAAGAGGAGUGCAGGAGAGUGCAGAGUUUAGUUUACUCUUUUUUCUACUGGUGAAAAAAAAAUAUCCCAUAAUCACAGCAGUACAUCAAAGGCAACUAAAACUGGCCACACAAAGUUCAUUUGUUACAUGUUUUUGUCAGGAGGGUGGUGUCAGUCGUUUACCUAGUAAUGACCUGAGUCAUACUGCCAGCACUUACUUUCAUUUGAUUUCAUUUUUCAGUCAUCCAGUGAACUUUUACCUUGUGGAUACACUAAUGUUACAGUAGUUUCAUGUUAAAGCAACACAUACGUCACUACUCACAGGACCGGACCACCUCUGCUUGUUAAAAUACUGUGAUAUACUGUAUAUCCGGUUAUUUUUACACUGUGUGCGUCGCAGUGCGAUGUGCCGGGCCAUUUUGAUACGGUUACAGAAUCUCUUUGAACUUACCUCUAUUCUUGACUGUCUACAGCUGCUUAUUGAGCCACCGGAGUAUUAUUUUGUGACCAACACUGUUUGAAUUUUAUACUGUUCACUACACAAGAUAUUGUUCUCACUGUCAAGCACUGUCUCUCGCCCGCAUCGACUUAAAUCAAAGUCUGUCCUCACAUUUCUCCUCUGUCUCUCUGUGUCUCUCUCUCUCUCUCAGCUUGUACAACAUCUGUGUAAAGUGUAAGCGAGGAACAGUUCCUCCCUGCUCUGAGCAUCAUGUACAUAAUGUAUAUUUCAUAUUGUUGCGUCGUACUCAAGAGGAGUCCAAAUGGGCUGUCAUUUUUUUUUUGUAGUAAAAUUCAUGAAUAGUGUCUACAGUUUGUCUUUGCUCUGUGAAACAGAUCCUCAGUCACUCUGUAGCCUAAAAUAAAAGAUUUUCAGUGAAUUUGA
Molecule: messenger RNA, 2476 nt
Organism: Epinephelus lanceolatus (giant grouper)
Lineage: Eukaryota; Metazoa; Chordata; Actinopteri; Perciformes; Serranidae
Gene: hibadha
Product: 3-hydroxyisobutyrate dehydrogenase a
Biological process (GO): L-valine catabolic process
Cellular component (GO): mitochondrion
Molecular function (GO): NAD binding; NADP binding; 3-hydroxyisobutyrate dehydrogenase activity
Source: RefSeq, a predicted model, not a curated record